Messenger RNA from Salmo salar (Atlantic salmon), 801 nucleotides. It is a transcript of the gene rnaseh2c, whose product is annotated as ribonuclease H2, subunit C. Gene Ontology annotation, cellular component: ribonuclease H2 complex. NCBI's taxonomy places the organism in Eukaryota, Metazoa, Chordata, Actinopteri, Salmoniformes, Salmonidae. Gene Ontology annotation, biological process: RNA catabolic process. The record is from RefSeq and is marked provisional.
AAUCACGUCGAAGUUUACUUGCCCUCAUGGAAGUUGAAGGAAAACAUUAGAAAUCUGGACCAUUGAAAGGAUGUCAUCCAAUUGCAGUGUGACCACAUUAGAGCUGGACUCAGUGAGCCAGGCAGAAUGCCCCCCAGUUCACCUGCUACCCUGUGAGAUAGAGCACGACGGGCCUGCAGAGGUGUCCCAGUUCUUCACAGCCACCAUCAAAGACCGAAAACAUGAGAAAACGGUGUCGUUCAGGGGUCGUGGGUUAAAAGGUCAGGAGGUCAGCUGUCCGCAGGGCUACACAGGCCUGGUGCUGAGAGAGGUCAACAAAUCAGGCACUGACCAGGAGGACAGGACUGUGAAGGUGUCCUCAGUGUUCCAUAACGUCACCUACUGGAACCUCGAGACUCCGCCCAACUCUGAUGACGGCAUUGUCAUGGCAAUGGCCUGGCCGGAUCUGGCAGAAGCGAUACAUGGGCCGGUGGAUGACUGACAUGGAAGAGGCCAAAGCAAAGAUCAAUCCCUUCUCUACCCUCCUUUACAUGCUGCAGCCUGAAGACUGCCUCUAAACACAUUGGUUGUGUGUUCAGUAGCCAUUGCUUAGCUUGUGAAAAUGGGAAUAAUGGACAGACAAUGGGGAGAACACUCCUUACAGUCCCUAGUGUUGUAGUGGACACCGUGUCCAUCUUCUACAGAUCCAUAGGGGUGAAUUGCGCUUGCUGCUUCUUGUGACUUCUGUUACUAUUGUACCAUGUUCUUUUUGUUGUCAUUUUCUGUCAUCAAUUAUACUCAUGUUAUAGACCAUUGUGAUAC